GAAGGCACUGUCGUGGUGCACGGCGUUUAUCCCCCAACCAGCAACAGCACAGAAAUCUCUUCGGAAUUUCUUUUGGAAAUUUUGCAAACUUUUACAGAAGAGAGAGUUGUGCAAAAACAAAAAAUCCAAGAAUGCGACAGCCGGCUGGAGUCUGCUGCUGCUGCUGCUGCUGCUGGUGGCGGUUACUGCCUGCAGCAGCGGCUGCAGCGGCAGCAGCAGAGUUCGAUGGCGUUUGCUGCUGCUUCUGUUGCUGCUGCUGCUGCGUUCUGGACGCCGCAGCUUGCUGCUGCUGCUGCUGCUGUCCAGGGCCUCCCCACUUGGGGGGCCCCCUUCGAAGUUGCUGUUGCUUUGGAGGCCCCCCAAGAAGUGUACAAGGGGGCCCUUGAGGUGUACGUGCCGCUGCUGCUGCUGCCUGCUGCUGUGGGGCCCCACACUCGCUACAACCCCUACUUGGGGGUGUUUUUGACAGCAGCAGCAGCAAAACUCCCAGCAGCAGCAGCAGCAAGCGGCAGCAAGAUCACUCUCUACCCAGUCAGCCUUCAGAAGGGCGAGCGCUUGCUGCUGUCGCUCGCGCUGCAGCCCUUUGCUGCUGCUGCUGCUGCUGCUGCUGCUGCCUGGCCCAUGCCCCAGGCCCUUGCUGCUCCUGCUGCAGCAGCAAAUGAAUUCAGCAUCAAACUCCUCAAUCUACAGAGAAAGCCCGUGGCCAUUAUUAACAGAAUUAAGGCCCCCAUCUUCACUCCGGGGGCUGUUGCUGCUCUUGUGGGGCCCCACAUGCAGACGGUCCGCGCCCCUGCUGCUGCUGCUGCUGCUGCUGCUGCUGCUGCAGCAGCACCAGCAGCAGCUGCUGACGAACAAGUGCUGCUCGUCUUCCGGCUGCUCCUCGGGCCCCAACAGAAUGACCAGGGGCUCGAGGGGUCUUUGGAAAUUCAUGUGGCUCCUAUUUCUAAAGAAAGCGACACAGGUGGAAGCAGCAGCAGCAGCGGCAGCAGCAGCAGCAGCGGCAGCAGCAGCAGCAGCGAGGGUGGCAGCAGCAGCAGCGGGGGUGGCCAAGACAGCGAAGAUAGCGGCAGCAGCAGCGAAGACGCAGGCAGCAGCGAAAACAGCAGCAGCGAAGGCAGCGGCGAAAGCAGCAGCAGCAGCACCGAAGACAAGGACAGCAGCAGCAGCAGCAGCGAAGGCAAGGACGGCAGCAGCAGCAGCAGCACCGGCGAGCCGGAGAGCAGCAGGAGCAGCAGCAGCAGCAGCAGCAGCUGCAACGGCUGGGCCUCAACAACUCGAGGGUUUGUUUGGUCUUUAGAAUGUCCCCAAGGAACAAAGACAUAUGUAUUUAAGUUGCUGCCGCCAGCGAGCGCGGGUGCUGCUGCUGCUGCUGCUGCUGCUGCUGCUGCUGCUGCCAGCUGGGUGUCCCUGGGGCUGGUGCUUCCAGCAGCAGCAGCAGCAGCAGCUUCGCACUACUCCGUCUCCGUGCUGGACUCCUCAGGAACAACUUUGUAUUCUGUUGCUGCUGCUGCUCCCAGCAGCAAACGGGACUUGUGUCUGCUGCGGGCCUCGCAGCGGCUGCUGCAGCCUGCUGGCAGCAGCUACUCAGCUAAGCUGCUGCUGCUGUUCCAAACUGUCAGCUGCAGCAAUCCAGCCACUCCCUUGAGGGCCCUUCCAGAUGAAGUCGAACCCCUUUCUUUCCAAGCAGCAGCAGCAGCAGAAGGGGCCCCCCUGGACCUCAUCAGCUCCGCCACAGUCCGCAGGUGCUGCAGCAGCAGCAGCAGCAGCGGCAGCAGUAGCAACAGCAACAGCAGCAGCAGUAGCAGCAGCAGCAGCAGCAGCAGCAGCUUUUCUUUUUGUCUGUUUGCCUUCUCAGAGAGGAACCCUCUUGCUGCAGCAGCAGCAACAGCAGCAGCAGCAGCAGCUGCUGCUCCCCUCGUGCGCAUUGUUGUGGACAUUAUAGUUGACGAAGACCUGGGGGCUGAGGCCCUCCAUAUGUCGGUUUCCUGCGACGAAGUCCCACCCCACCUGUCGGUUGUGCUGCUGCUCACGCUGCCAGACAAGGCGGAGGAAUUUGCUGCUGCAAUAUCUCCUGCUGCUGCUGCUGCUGCUGCUGCUGCUGCUGGCUCUGCAGGAGCUUCCGCCGCUGCUGCUGCUGCUGCUGGUGGCUCCGCAGAAGCUUCCGCCGCUGCUGCUGCUGCCGCUGCUGCAGCCGCAGGGACGCGGUCUUCCUCGUCCUCCCCGCCUGCUGCUGCUGCCGCUGCAGCCGCUGCUGCUAACCCUGCUGCUGCUGCUGCUGCUGCUGCUGCUGCUGCUGCUGCUGCUGAGCCGCUGCCGCGGAGCGCGCGCCCCGUGUACCUGCACAUAGUGUCUUACAAGGAGCUGUCUUACAAGCCGCAGGAAGACCCGCUUGCUGCUGUUGCUGCGAGCCCGCGGAGCGACAGUUUGCUGCUGCUGCAGCAGGCGCUGCGGGAAGCAGCACUGGAUGCUGCUGCUGCUGAGCCUGUCUUCCUUUCCUUUUCUGCUGCUGCUCCUCUCGAAGGCCAAUACGAAGGCGAUGCUUUGAUUGAGAAGCUGCAGGAGCUGCUGCUGUACGUACACCUCGAGCUCGCCAACAGCCUCGUCUCUGUCGAAGUCUGCAGACACAACCCGCCCCCAGACGGCUACUCCUUCGAGCAGCAGCAAGGCAGCAGCAGCAGCAGCAGCAGCAGCAGCAGCAGCAGCAGCAGCAGCAGCAGCACGAAGAGGACCCUUCAGAUCCUCUACAACGGUCAGCCGCUGGAGGAGCUGAUAGAAUACGACAUCCCGGAAAAGGAAGUGGAAGUUUACACUGCAGCAAAACUCGACUGGCAGUUCCAAAUGGCUUGCCACGGCACAUUCGACCCCGCCAACUGA
Eimeria necatrix is the source of this 2874-nucleotide messenger RNA. RefSeq lists its product as hypothetical. The annotation marks the transcript as partial. Gene Ontology annotation, cellular component: chloroplast. The record is from RefSeq and is a predicted model, not a curated record. NCBI's taxonomy places the organism in Eukaryota, Apicomplexa, Conoidasida, Eucoccidiorida, Eimeriidae. The transcript has 5 exons.